AUGUCUGAGCAAAAUGCUGCGACUAGCGCUGAUGGUAAAACUGGUACGGGAAUGAUCACGGAUCUUGAUGUAGCCUCUGAUCGUGCUUCGAUGGGCGAAGGCUCCAAGCAAAUUUACAGUGGGCAUAGUUGCAAAACAUGUACAUUAGCCGAUAGCAGCAGAAUGGUUCAAUGCGAUAACUGUGAUGAUUGGCACCAUUUCACGUGUGUAGGAGUCUCACAGCUGGUGCAAUACGAAGAUUGGUGUUGUAUCAAAUGCAGUUCUAUGAAGCUAAUAAAAGGAAAACAAAAGUAUACAGGAACAAAGCCGAAGCUGGUCAGGAAAAAUAGGAACAAAGAAGUAACAAAGAAGCCAGGUAAACCUCGAAAACGCAAAUCGAUCGAAGAGCAAUCGGAUGUGAAAAUCAACGGUAAAAAUGCGGAGUACCAGCUUCGCGCGAAAGAACAAGUCGGAAAUCACUCGAAAGCUGGAUCGGUUAAAUCUACUGUUUCCAAUUCAGUUAAAGCGCGGCUGGAACUUAAGCUUCGUAAGCUGGAGGCUGAACAAACUAUACUAGAUGAGAAGAGAAAGCUUCUAGAUGAACAACUGAGCGUUAUGGAGGAACUGGCUGAGCUGCAGAGCGAGCGGGGAAGCAAAAGCGUGCAUGAGGACUGCAAUUCUCGGGUUCACGACUGGCUGAGUAAGGAGUUUUCUGAAAAAAUGAACAUCUCUCAAAAUGAAAGCGAAUCAUCUGAAGCGAAUGAACUCGACGAAUCAGAAGAAACAAGCUCUUGCGAAGAAGAUGAAUCUGGAGACUCGACGGACGAAUCCGACCAGGAUGAAGCGGAUCUAGAACUAGCACGUAGCUUUUGUCCAAAGAAACGGUCCACCCCCAAAGACGAGGGUAACAAGCGAAUGAGCCGAGAGCACAAUUCCGCUACUAAGUGCAAACCAACAUCCUGUAUCUUGACUCGAAAUCAGUUAGCAGCUCGUCAGGUCGUUUCCAAGGAACUUCCUAUCUUUACCGGAAAUCCCGAGGAGUGGCCAAUGUUUCUCUCAACUUAUGAGAACACUACAUCAAUGUGCGGUUUUCGGGACGACGAAAAUAUGAUCCGCCUUCGAAACUGUCUGAAGGGAAAUGCGCUCACAUCGGUUCGAAGUUUUCUUCUUCACCCUUCUACUGUGGACAAAGCGAUGGCAGCUCUUAAAUUGCGGUUUGGUCAACCACACUCAAUCAUCAACGCCUUGAAGGAAAAAAUUCUUUGUAUACCGCCUUUGAAGCCAGAUGCAAUUGACAAACUUAUCGACUUCGCGUUGGCUGUGCAAAAUCUGUAUGCGACCAUCGGUGCAUGUGGGCAUAAAGAAUAUUUGCGGGACGUAUCCUUACUGCAGGAACUUGUAGCCAAACUUCCACCUUCUAUCAGAUUAGACUGGGCCAGGCAGUGUAGAAAUCUUCGAAAGGUGAAUUUAGCCGCUUUCAGUAAAUGGGUUUAUACGCUUGCUGAGGAUGCCUGUCUCGUCGUUGGGAAUACCGACAAGCAGCAGUUUCACGACCAAUAUGGGCCACACAAAGGAAAAGCCACAUUAAACGUGCACUCUGAAUUGGCGGGAUCCAGCCUACAAUAUGAGAAGUCGCCGAAACAGGAAGCACCAACUGGAGCACUUGAUAAUGAGAACACCGCGAGUUGCGCCAUCUGCCGAGGAGAAUGUCAAUCACUAGAAAGAUGCCAAAAAUUCCAGAAUUUAUCGUACGAUGAAAAAUGGGCAGCUGUACGUGAGUUCAAGGUAUGUCGAAAGUGCCUAAAAAAUCACAAGGGGGGAUGCAAUUAUCAACCAUGUGGUAGGGAUGGAUGUAUAUUUAAACACCAUCCGCUAUUACACAAAGUUCUUAAAGCGGAAUCACCAAUUACAUAUACACCAAACGGAGCCCAAUCAUGUAAUACCCACCGAACCCAACCAAAUUCAAGUCUUUUCCGUUAUGUGCCUGUUGUCCUGCACGGUAAACAAAAGAGCGUUGAAUGUUACGCGUUUCUCGAUGACGGAUCAGAAUUGACACUCAUUGACCAAGAGAUUGCUAAUGAACUAGAGCUCGCAGGUAUUCCACGUCCAUUAUGCCUUAAAUGGACUGGUGGCACUGAGCGAUACGAAGCUGAAUCACAAAGUGUAGACCUGUUCAUCUCCGGACAGAAUGGCAAACGGUAUCUCAUGGACGAUGUGCGCACUGUCCAAGAACUUCAGCUGCCCAGACAAACACUAGACGUUGAACGUCUUCAGAAUUUACAUCCUUAUCUUCGAGGUAUACCCGUGCAAUCUUAUCGUGAUGUCUGCCCACGCAUUCUGAUUGGUGUGAAACAUGCCAGUGUGUCGCUAGUACGUAAAAGCCGCGAGGGGCAACCAUCUCAACCCAUUGCAAUUAAAACCAACGUGGGUUGGAUCGUUUAUGGUGGAUCGUCGACGGAACAAUCGGUUACCAUGACACACUUUACCAAUCACGAAUGCUCAUGCGAUGGCAAUCAUGACGACGCUCUUAAUCGCACAAUGAAGGAAUACUUUAACUUAGACAGCUUAGGUGUCACGAGACCCGUAAAAGAUAUCCGUUCCAGAGAUGAUGAAUACGCCCUAAACCUUUUAAAUGAACUCACGCGUAUCAAUGGGCAACGUUUCGAAACUGGACUACUCUGGCGACAAGGUGCGAUUCGACUGCCAGACAGCAAGUCGAUGGCAUUGCAGCGCUUUAAAAGCUUGGAAAAACGCAUGGAAAGGGAUGAAAUACUAUCCCAUGCCUUGAACGAGAAGAUUGCGGAUUAUCGCGCAAAAGGAUAUAUACGCAAAUUGGAAAGUGAAGAAAUCAACCGAGUGCAUGAGCAUGUUUGGUAUUUGCCUGUGUUUCCCGUUACGAAUCCAAACAAACCAGGCAAGGUGAGGAUAGUCUGGGACGCGGCAGCAUGCAGUUAUGGUAUCUCUCUGAAUUCCGCACUGCUCACCGGUCCUGAUCUGCUGGUUUCUUUGAUAUCUGUUCUCUACAAAUUCCGUGAACGUCGAUUUGCCAUAUGUGGCGAUAUUUGUGAAAUGUUUCACCAAAUUCGUAUCCGUCGGGAGGACCAAAACUUUCAACGGUUUCUAUGGCGAGACGACUGUACGCAGAAGGAGCCAAGCGUUUUUGUUAUGCAGGUGAUGACGUUUGGGGCGUGUUGCUCACCCUGUAGCGCACAGUUUGUCAAAAACCACAACGCGGAGCGCUUUGCUAAAGACUAUCCAGAAGCUGUGAAUGCAAUCAUCAAAAGUACAUACGUCGACGACAUGUUAUGCAGCGUUGAUACAGAGGAUGAGGCCGUUCGUCUGGCGCAGGAAGUCUAUUUCGUUCACAAGCAAGGGGGAUUCGAAAUCAGAAAUUGGAUGUCAAAUUCCCCCCGCGUGUUGGCUGCUUUGAACGAAGAUCAGUGGACAGAAAAGAGCUUAGACUUAACUUCGGACUUAGCUACGGAAAAGGUUCUGGGAAUGUGGUGGUGCACUGCUUCUGAUUGCUUCACCUUCAAGAUCAAUUGGCACCGUUUCGAUGAAAACAUUCUCAAUGGGAGACGUCACCCUACAAAACGAGAAGUACUACGGACACUCAUGACCAUCUACGAUCCAAUAGGACUUAUUUCACAUUAUUUGAUGUUCCUGAAAGUGCUUUUGCAAGACAUAUGGCGGUCAUCUGUAGGAUGGGACGACGCAAUAGAAGAAACACAUAACAACAAGUGGCGCACAUGGCUCAAACUUCUUCCACAAGUAGAAAAUUUGAAAAUUCCAAGGUGCUAUUUACCAACCACGAUCGCAGGCGAUUUAAUAGAUGUCCAACUACAUACUUUUGUAGAUGCUAGCGAGUUGGGAAUGUCUGCGGUAGUUUACCUUCGAAUUGAAAGAGGGGCCAGAAUAGAAUGUUCAUUGGUCGGCUCAAAAACACGUGUCGCUCCUAUAAAAUAUCUCACGAUUCCAAGGUUAGAACUACAAGCAGCGGUAAUCGGUGCAAGGCUAGCUGAUUCUAUUGCCGGUAGUCUUUCCAUAAAGAUCUCCCGUCGAUUUUUCUGGAGUGACUCUCGAAACGUACUGUCCUGGCUCCGUGCGGAUCAUCGAAGAUACAGUCAAUUCGUUGCGGCUCGUGUGAGUGAAGUUCUUGAACUGACGGAGCUCAAAGACUGGCGGUGGGUUCCAACAAAACAAAAUGUUGCUGACGAAGGAACCAAAUGGCAACGGCAACCGAGUCUAACAAUUGAUAGUAGGUGGUUCAAUGCACCAACGUUUCUUCACCUACCGGAGACAGAAUGGGUCGUGACGCCGCUUGAAUUGAGAGUUACAGAGGAGGAGCUUCGUGUUACUGUUCAUGCCCACAUCAAAGGCAAAGAUCCGAUCUUGUUGGCGAAGGACUUCUCGUCCUGGAGACGCUUAAUUCGCGUUACAGCUUACGUGCUGCGCUUCAUAAAUAAUGUUCAUCGCAACCAGUUGACUAAAACCUCUAGCUACCUGUCUGGCGAUGAGAUAAAGCGCGCGGAAGAGUAUCAUUUCAGGCAAGCACAGAAAGAUGCGUAUCCAGCAGAAUUGUUUAUACUAAAAAUAGAGAAGGAAGAACAAGCAAAAAUUAGAAAAAUUCCUAGGAAUAGUUCAAUUUACGGAUUGAAUGCAGUUUUGGACCACAGUGGACUAAUAAGAAUGAAAGGAAGAGCUGGGGCGUGUCCCUAUCUGGAUGCAGAGGCUAUUAGUCCAAUUAUUCUCCCAUCGGAUCAUCAUAUAACCAAACUAGCUGUAAUUGACUUCCACGAAAAAUAUCAUCACCAGAAUCAGGAAGCGGUUAUCAACGAGGUCAAGCAACGGUUCUGUAUUCCACGACUAAGAAGACUCUACGGCCAGAUUCGAUCGAGCUGUCAACGUUGCAAGAUACGUGAUGCAAACCCGCAACCUCCAGCGAUGGCGGACCUACCUCCUUGCAGAUUAGCAACGUACGAUCGGCCCUUCACACAUACAGGUGUCGACUAUUUCGGUCCGAUGGAAGUAACAGUGGGACGAAGGGUAGAAAAAAGGUGGGGUGUCCUGCUAACGUGUCUUACUAUCCGAGCAGUACACCUGGAAAUAGCUAGCUCUCUCAACACAAGCUCCUGUAUUAUGGCUUUGAGAAACUUUGCCGUACGACGUGGAAUGCCUGCUGCAUUCUACAGCGAUCGAAGAACAAAUUUCAUUGGUAGUGAUCGGGAAUUAAAACGGCUUAUACAUGGUAUCGAUCAAACCCUCAUGGCAAAAGAGUUUACAACACCACAGACUACAUGGCACUUCAAUCCACCGGCGGCUCCCCAUAUGGGGGGGAGCUGGGAACGGCUGAUACGAUCGAUAAAGCGAAACCUAUCGGAGAUAAUGAAGGCCAGACGCCCAACUGAUGAAGAAUUACGGAAUGCACUCCUGGAAAUCGAAGGUGUUCUGAAUUCGCGCCCUCUGACGCACGUACCUGUGGAUAACGAAUCAGCACCAGCACUUACACCUAACCACUUCCUGUUAGGAUCCUCAGAUGGAUCUAAACCGUUGACAAUCUUGAACGUUAGUUCGAUUUCAUUACGACGUGGGUGGCAAACAUCGCAGGUCAUUGCUAAUCAAUUCUGGAAGAGAUGGCUUCGUGACUACUUACCCGAAAUAACGCGGCGCUCCAAAUGGUUUGAUAAAGUAAAACCAAUUGAAAUAGGCGACAUUGUUCUGAUCGUGGAUCCUGAUCAUCCCAGGAACUGCUGGCCCAAAGGACGAGUCAUUAAUACAGUCAACAAGGAUGGGCAGGUUCGAAGAGCUACGAUACAAACGGAACGAGGUAUUUAUGAACGACCAGCUGUUAAAUUGGCAGUUCUUGACGUAGGGUGCGUUGCGGAGUAG
Molecule: messenger RNA, 5868 nt
Organism: Topomyia yanbarensis
Lineage: Eukaryota; Metazoa; Arthropoda; Insecta; Diptera; Culicidae
Exons: 1
Coding region: 1-5868 (1955 amino acids)
Biological process (GO): DNA integration
Molecular function (GO): nucleic acid binding
Source: RefSeq, a predicted model, not a curated record